Molecule: messenger RNA, 722 nt
Organism: Tauraco erythrolophus (red-crested turaco)
Lineage: Eukaryota; Metazoa; Chordata; Aves; Musophagiformes; Musophagidae
Source: RefSeq, a predicted model, not a curated record
UGAACGUCGUGGAGGCCCUCCAGGAGUUCUGGCAGAUGAAGCAGUCGCGGGGCGCCGACCUGAAGAACGGGGCGCUGGUGGUGUACGAGAUGGUCCCUUCCAACAGCCCCCCGUACGUCUGCUACGUCACCCUGCCGGGGGGCAGCUGCUUCGGCAGUUUCCAGUUCUGUCCCACCAAGGCUGAGGCCCGGAGGAGCGCGGCGAAGAUCGCGCUGAUGAACUCGGUGUUUAACGAGCACCCUUCCCGGAGGAUCACGGAUGAGUUCAUCGAGAAGAGUGUGUCGGAGGCCCUGGCAUCUUUCAACGGUAACCGAGAGGAAGCUGAUAAUCCCAACACCGGCAUCGGCGCCUUCCGCUUCAUGCUGGAAUCCAACAAGGGAAAAUCCAUGCUUGAGUUCCAGGAGCUGAUGACCGUCUUCCAGCUGUUGCACUGGCGUAGUGACUUGUCUUCCCUAAGCUCCCCUCUCCGUUACCACCAGGAGGUCCUGGCUCACUACUCCCACCGCGCUCUGGACGACGACAUCCGCAACCAGAUGGCCAUGGACUGGGUGAACAGGGAGCAGAACAGCCCGGGGGCCCUUUCCAGAGAGCUGGCUUCGACGGAGAGGGAGCUGGACGAGGCUCGCCUGGCUGGGAAGGAGCUGCGUUUCCAUAAGGAGAAGAAAGACAUCCUGAUGCUGGCAGCGGGUCAGCUGGGGAGCAUGCACUCCUCCAACUGCUAG